Molecule: messenger RNA, 4608 nt
Organism: Xiphias gladius (swordfish)
Lineage: Eukaryota; Metazoa; Chordata; Actinopteri; Istiophoriformes; Xiphiidae
Gene: slc7a5
Product: solute carrier family 7 member 5
Exons: 10
Coding region: 209-1789 (526 amino acids)
Biological process (GO): neutral amino acid transport; amino acid transmembrane transport
Cellular component (GO): membrane
Molecular function (GO): neutral L-amino acid transmembrane transporter activity; L-amino acid transmembrane transporter activity
Source: RefSeq, a predicted model, not a curated record
AGAGUGGGGAUGCGAGAAAGCACGCUGCUCUGAGUCACACCAACAGACACAUCGAAAACUCCUCGUGGUUGAGCCCGGCCGGCAUCAGACUACACACCGCACCGACAGAGAGAGGAGGAACACACCGGCCACAGAGGGAGAGAGUCGGCAAAGCGGGAAGCUUUCUGUUCUCCGAGUGAAGAAGAAGAAAGAGGAAACUCGGCCAACGAUGUCUGGGCUAAAAAAGAGAAACUCAAAUUCCUUAGCAGACCGUGAGGAGGACAAGCAGGUCACGCAGAGGAUGCUGUCCCCGGGUAGCGGUGGGGAGCAGGGAGACUCCAGCCAGGGUGUAGCAUUGGGAGGCGACGCCAAGAGCCCCAACAACGCCGUUGGAGGAGAGGGAGGGGAGGACGGGGUUGCCCUGAAGAGGACCAUCACCCUGGUGAACGGCGUGGCCAUCAUCGUGGGCACCAUCAUAGGCUCUGGCAUCUUCGUCACACCAACCGGCGUGGUGAGGGAGGCUGGCUCGGUGGGUCUGUCCCUAAUAGUGUGGGCGGUGUGCGGGGUCUUCUCCACUGUCGGAGCCCUCUGCUACGCGGAGCUGGGGACCACCAUCACCAAAUCCGGUGGGGACUAUGCAUACAUCCUGGAAGUGUACGGCUCCCUGCCGGCUUUCCUCAAACUCUGGAUCGAGUUGCUUAUCAUCCGGCCGUCCUCGCAGUACAUCGUCGCCUACGUUUUUGCCACCUACCUCCUCAAGCCCCUGUUCCCCGAGUGCCCAGUGCCGGAGACCGGGGCCAAGCUGGUGGCCUGCCUCUGCAUCCUCUUGUUGACCUCUGUGAACUGCUACAGUGUGAAGGCGGCAACCAGAGUACAGGACUUCUUUGCUGCAGCCAAACUUCUAGCACUCGGACUUAUCAUCAUUAUUGGCUUUGUCAAGAUUGGCCAAGGUGACACAGAUGGACUUCUUCCAGAGAAUUCCUUCAAGGGAUCCAAAUAUGAAUUCGGAAAUAUCGGUCUGGCACUGUACAGUGGUCUGUUUGCCUAUGGUGGUUGGAACUACUUGAAUUUUGUUACUGAGGAGAUGAUUGAGCCUUACAAAAACCUUCCCCGAGCCAUCAUCAUCUCUCUGCCCAUAGUGACAGCAGUAUAUGUUCUGACCAACUUGGCAUAUUUCACCACUCUCACCCCAGAUCAGAUGCUCUCCUCAGAGGCUGUGGCUGUGGAUUUUGGUAACUCCCACCUGGGUCCAAUGGCAUGGAUCAUCCCAGUGUUUGUAGGUCUGUCCUGCUUUGGAUCAGUCAACGGCUCUCUGUUCACAUCAUCCAGGUUAUUCUUUGUGGGUUCUCGGGAGGGUCACCUGCCUAGUCUGCUGUCAAUGAUCCACCCCACUCUGCUGACACCACUGCCCUCACUUAUAUUCACUUGUGCGAUGACACUGCUCUACGCCUUCUCCAACGACAUCUUCUCUGUCAUAAACUUCUUCAGUUUUUUCAACUGGCUCUGCAUUGCCAUGGCAAUAGUUGGGAUGAUGUGGCUACGUUAUAAGAAGCCUGAGUUGGAGCGACCCAUCAAGGUCAAUAUUCUGCUUCCUGUGAGUUUUGUGCUGGCCUGCCUCUUCCUCAUCAUCGUCUCCUUCUGGAAAACUCCAGUGGAGUGUGCCAUUGGCUUCGGCAUCAUUGGUACUGGAGUGCCCGUCUACUUAAUGGGUGUGUGGUGGAAGACCAAACCCAAGUGGCUGCUACAGGGGAUCUUUUCGACCACAGCCUUGUGUCAGAAGCUGAUGGAGGUGGUGCCUCAGGAGUCCUAAAAGGCUUCACCUCUAACUUCAGCCAAUAGCCAAUCAGAUUGCACCUACAGUGAUCUCUGGGCUCUGACAUCACAGCUGAUGAAGCUUUACCUCUGUUGAUCUCUUUCAACCGUCUCUCUUUCUCUCUCUCGCUCUCUGUCUCACACACACACACACACACACACACACCCUGUCUGCAGGGUGCUUAUAAGGACCUGAUGAAGGCAAACACAUGCAGGUGUUUGAAGCUACUGUGUAUUUGUGGUUUUUAACUAAUUAUCUUUUGUUUCUUAAGUCGCUGACAUUUUUGGGUUGUUGUGGUUGGUAUGGACUAUUUUUAGUCACUAAUUAUUCUUCGUAGGCUGUUAUGCUGUAUUUUUAUGAUGAAUUUCAAUGAAUUGUUUUUAUUUCACUAUCAUUUUUUGUGAAUAAGUUCCUCUUAAAUAUCUUCCUUCACGAGAAACCUGUGGUAUUAAGCAACUUGUGCCUUAUGUGGCAAAUGACACACUGUUGAAUUUGACAGUAGUUGUUGCUGGUGAUGGCAUUCACCUGCAAACACUUUAAAGAGAGUUAUCUCAAGUCUAAAACAAGCAACAAGGACCUUUUUAAAAAUCCUGAAAGCAUCUGCUUUUAAUCUCCUGGAACAAAGUUUUGCUUUCAAGUAGAAGUUGAAGUUGAAUUUAUUGCUUAGCAAGAUUAGUCUACUCAGAUAUUCAUGAAGCAUUUCCUUCAAAACGUUCAGUCCUGCAGUCAUUACAAUUCUGUAGCACGUUUAGUUAGAAGUUUUGUGUUGUCUGUGUUGUUGCUCUCCAUCCUAGAGUCCAAACUGAUCUAGGUCUUGGUUGGUGUGGCAUAUCAGUCACUAUAAUGCCCACAACCAUUCAGCAUCUUUGGUUGAGUUUUAGCCCUGCUCUCUAUUGUUUGUGGUUUUUAAGUUGUCUGUGCUGCUGUAGGAAGUGAGUGAAGCUGAAUGAAGAUCAGAUUUUUCUGUUUUUCCAUUUUUCAUGGUGACCACACUGUUGAUAAAUGUUUUUCCCAUCACAAGUGGGGUUACUGCACCUGGAAAGAUGGUCGACUCCCAUGUGGUUAGUCAAUAAAUUGUGCUCCAUUGAUUUUACACAAUAAGUUCAGUUUUCUUGACAUGAGGAGUAACACUCAACCAGUGAAAUCAGUUGAAAUGUCUUCUGUGGCUACCGGUGACCUUUGUUAACUUUGGGAAAAUAGCCCUGAUGAUGUCACAGUGAUGUGCUCAGUGUUCUCUCAGCUUGGAAUGCAGAAAGUUUGUGUUAGGAACUGGCAAUGUAGGAAUUUACCAGAUAGAAGGGGCUACAGAAAACAUGUUAUUGAGUUGCAUUAUGAGAAAUAUUAGAGCUCUACCAAUACUAUUGGCUAAAAAAGUCACCAUAUCUCAGCCUCUGCUGCUUUUUGACCAUUCCUUUUUUAAAAUGUAUCUCUUGGAAGUCCCCCAGCUUUAUGGGGGUGCAGUUCUAAAUCACUGGAGUACCCAUUUAAGAUCACUUGUCUGGAUGUAAUGAAAAUGUUUAAACCCCCCAAGUUUUCUGUUAAGUCAUGUUUGUGUUCACAGCCUGUUUGCAUCAUAUAUUUAUCUCUGCAGACUGAUUGUGGUGAUCAGCAUAAGGAUACUAUGUGCAGCUUACUCAUUUCACCUCACAGGAUUUCUGGUUAUCAGAGUUUAAGUGCUAUUGACUUUGCGUUGCAUUUUCAAAUUAUCAUGUGGUCAUAUUGACAGACCUGCAUAUACCUCUAUGGGAAAGUUGUAUUAUGACUAUCACUGAAAAGUUGGGUCACAAUUGUGCUAGUUUCCUGCUGUUUAUUAUUUUUUGGGUCAGUUAUCUCUUUCUUACUUUCGGGAUCAAUAUCUCAGUGUACUGGGCCCAGCUCUGGGAGCACCAUUAAUUCUCUAGUGUUUCAGAGACAAUGUUUCAGUCUAUAUACUUUGAUAAAGCCAUGUAACUGUGACACAAACAGUUUCAGGUCAGAGCAGACUGAUAGAAAGAAACCUGAUGCUCUUUUUUGUGUUGUGGGUGUGUGGCUAUAUGAAUGAGUGUUUGUGUGUGUGUGUGUGUGCUCGUUGAGGUGGGAGGGAGGUUUCCACACUGGAGUUCAGUCAGUUUCUUGUGUUAUCUUCUCAGACACAGACAGAUGUACUUCUUCUGAACUAACAGGCAGUUGUACAUUUACAUGUUACCGUUUCACUGUGCAACACUGUUCUGUUAUAUUCUCUGUUAGAAUUUGAUUUAUUUUAGUGUGCCUGUGUGUUCGAAGUUCCUUAAUGUGAGUAGAGGUGGAUGGAGGCAAAAGGUCAGAGAGGAUAAAUAAGCAGAGAGACAACACUAUGCUUCAGUCUAUGGAGAGAAAUACUAGAGACGAAAUGGGAAAAAGGAGAUUUUUGUUUUGUUUUGUUUUUUCUUUGUUUUGGGGAGUGGUGGUCAGAGUACAGAAGGAGCAUGUUUUCAGAUAACAAUAUGAACUGCUAGUUUUUGUUUUUCAUUGUCUUGUUUUGUUCUUCCUUUUUUCCACACAGCGACAGUUUCAAAAAAAAGUAGUGUUGUGUUACUAACAUUGACCCUCAGCAUUGUUUCCAUAGAGACAGUGUGACUGGUGUAUAGAGGCGGUAAAGUUGUUGCCAUGGAGACACGAUGCUGGAGUGGCUUAUGUGUAUCUUUUAGAGGUAGAACCUUUCUAACACUCCAGCCAGCGCACAAAGCCAAUGUGAAACUAACCUGGAUAGGAUUGUAGAAAGUUUAUUUAUUUAUUUUUAGGAAACUUUAUUGUUUAUUGUUUAGUCCCUCUAAUUUUUUUACAGGGCGUUUUGUGGA